AUGUGGCUCUUUAGUCAAAUUCCAUCAAGCUCUAAUAUCAUAACAUUUAAAACUUGGAAUUUUUUGUUUCCACAUGUCACCACUACACUUAUUUUGAUCCUUUUAAUUCAGAUUUCUGGGUCGGUACAUAGUGGUCAAAUAUGUAAGCCACCGGAUAGUCCUAACUUACCGGAACGUAAAUAUAAGCUCCAGGAGCUUCAUUCAGCUUUUAAACAUGUUUCUGCAAAAUCAAAUUUAAUCAAUGAAAAACGACUUAAACAGUCUCGUCUACAACCAAAAGGUUCUAAUGCUCGAUAUAUCACAAAUGUGCAUUUGGGGGUACAACUUGGACCAUUGGGACCAGAUAAUUUUGCUCAGGUCCUUCCUGCAAUUGAUCUGGCUCUUGAAGAUAUACAAGCAUUUCCCGCUUUUGGAGGUGUCAGUUUUACUACAGUACUCAUAUUAUACAUUGAUGCCCUUGCAUGUGACGCACUUGCCUUAUUAACUCAACUAAAUUCGAAUGGAGUGAAUGUAAUUUUCGGUCCUUUAAAUGAUUUUACUCUGGCUAACGCUGCGAGAUUCAGUACUGCAAUGUACAAUGUCCCUAUUGUGGCUCCUGCUGGCUUUGCCCAUCAGCUUAGUGAUAAACUUGAAUAUGGAAUGCUUACACGUGUCUUAUUUACUUAUUCUGAUUUGGAAUGGGUUUUUGGCAAUACUUUAAAACACUAUGGCUGGUUGCCAGACCAACAAACACCUAUAGCCAUAGUUACAACUAGGAAUGUUAGACGUCGAGAAGGUGUGGUCGGGCAUACAGGAAUGGCUGGUGUUUUUCAACAUUUAAUAUUACAGAAGUUCUUAGUUAAAGCUGCAUAUAAACUUUUAUCAGUCACCUUGGAUGAUGAAUUUGAUGUAACUGAUCGCUUUCUGAAACGCCUUCCUGAUUCUGCUAGAAUUAUAAUACUAUGCACAGAUCCAGAAGUUGUACGGGAUAUUAUGUUGGAAGCACAUAAAUUAAAUAUGGUUAAUGGAGAUUAUGCAUUUUUCAACAUGGAUCUUUUAAGCAGUCAAACAAAAUUGAAAAGACCUUGGUAUAAAGAAACAUCCAGUCCAGAAGAAAACGAAAGAGCACGUCAAGCUUAUCGUGCUCUUAUGACUGUAACACUUUUGAAACCUGACAGUCCUGAAUAUCGAACAUUUACAGAAGAAGUGAGAGCAAGAGCUUUACGUGAUUAUGAAUUUAGUUAUCGAGAUUCUGAGGUAACACCGUUCAUUGGAACAUUUCAUGAUGCUGUCAAAUUGUACGCCUUAGCUUUAAAUGAUGCUUUAGCCAAAGGUGGAACAAUCACUAAUGGUACAUUGAUUACACAAGAAAUGUGGAAUAGAACAUUUAAAGGCGUUACUGGUGUUGUACGUAUUGAUGCGAAUGGUGAUCGUAACGCUGAUUAUUCUUUACUGGAUAUGAACCCUGUAACUGGAGACUUCGAAGUUGUCGUAAAUUAUUUUGGUAAUGAUAAGUCUUUAUCAACUGUUCCCGGUAGAACAAUUGAUUGGAUAAAUGCUGAUAAUCAACCUCCAUUGCAUACACCACCAUGUGGAUUCGAUGGUUCCGAAUGUCAUAAUAGUCAUUUUAUUCAUAUUGGAAUUAUUGGUGCAGUUGUAUUUAUUUUAUUAAUGACAAUGUCUUUAGUCUUGGGAAUAAUAUUCUAUCGCCGUGCUAAAUUCCAGGCGGAACUACGUGCUAUGAAUUGGAUUAUCCCAUGGGAUGCGUUGCUAGUGACAGAAAAACAUUUACGACGUUAUCGACGUGAGAGUGAUAUUCGUUCACCUAACCAAUCAUCUGAUCCGUUGAGAAAAAUAUCAUCGGAAACAUGUACCGCUGCAGCAAGUAAAUCUUUACUCAUUGGUAGUGAUCCAACAAACAAUGAAAAUCCAACACAAUAUUCAAAUACAGUUGAAUUCUGUACAACAGUCGAUGAAAUUUCUCCAGAGAAACCAAAUCGUAAAAUUUCAUUUAGUAAUCUUAUUUUGUCUGCUAUUAAUUCUUCCGGGAGUAAUUCUAGUGGAACUGGUACAAAUUUACCCACUGAUAAAAAGCGUCGAAAAACAUCAACUUCUGGAAGAUUUUUAGCUCGUUUCGCUGGUGAUUCGAUAAUAUUACCACCGACAGUAUUUGAAGAGUCUUGUUCACAAACUACAUCACCAUCUAAUUAUGUUGGCUAUACGCAUUUACAAGGAGUUAAUGCAAAUAAACGUCAACAUCGUUUAUCUAGACGGAGUAAGACAAAUGAUGAAAAUCAAGUGAUUGAUAUUAAUAGUCCAACAAACGGACAAAAUAGUAAAGGAAUGCCAGAAUGGACUUACUUUAAACACCCGUCUUUUGAUUAUACGUUUACUAAUAAACAAAAUAAAUAUCGAAAGAAACAUGAUAGUGUUGGGAUGGAUUCUGAUUAUAAUCCGUUAAUGGAAUUCGAUUUUUUCAAAAAGAAAAAGCAUUCACAAGAUUCUCAGUCAAGUUUAGGCUCAUUAGAUACAAUCUCUGGCAUACAAUUAGAUAAAUUAGCAAAUUCACAGAUGUUUGCACGUACAGCAUUCUACAUGAAAAGUAUUGUUGCUCUGAAACCUCUACGUAGACAAACACGAAUCGAACCAUCCAAAGCACUGUCGAUUGAAGUUAAAAAAGUUAAAGAUUUAAAUUGUGAUCAUAUUUGUCGAUUAAUUGGUGUAUGCUUAGAAGUGCCACAUCAGUGUAUUGUUUAUGAAUACUGUCCAAAAGGAAGUUUGCAAGAUGUUUUGGAAAAUGAACAAAUCAAAUUAGAUUGGAUGUUUAAAUUUUCUUUGAUGCAAGAUAUUUGUCGAGGUGUUAUGUACUUACAUCAAAUAUUUGGUCCACAUGGUAAUUUGAAAAGUUCCAAUUGUUUGGUGGAUUCACGUUUUGUAUUAAAAAUCACUGAUUUCGGUCUACCACAUAUACGUGGUCCACCGCCAUUAGAAUCAGAAGUUGGCAGUUUUAUAUUUCAUCGAAAUUUAUUAUGGACAGCACCAGAAUUAUUACCUGACGGUGAUACAACUAUUUAUCCACGCGAAUCAAUAAAAGGCGAUGUUUAUAGCUUUGCAAUUGUCUGUCAGGAAAUUGUAUAUCGCAAAGGUGUAUUUUAUAUACAGAAUUUUAAAAAUUGUGAACCAGAUUUUAUUGUAAAGGAAGUGAAAGCACACAGGAAACCACCAUUUCGACCGACAUUAGAUUCAUUAGAAGGUUGCUCUGAAGAUUUAGUUCAGUUAAUCUGUCAAGCAUGGGAUGAUGAUCCAAGUGUACGACCAGAUUUUCAGUCAAUUAAAUUAUCUAUGCGAAAAUUAAACAAAGCAGGAGAUAGUAAUAAUGUUUUGGACAAUUUACUCUCUCGUAUGGAACAAUAUGCGAAUAAUUUAGAAGAAUUAGUUGAACAACGUACAGCUCAGUAUUUAGAAGAGAAAAAGAAAACAGAAGAUUUAUUAUAUUCUAUGUUACCAAGAUCUGUAGCCAAACAGUUAUUCCGUAAUCAACCCGUAACUGCAGAAAGCUUUGAAAUGGUCACCAUCUAUUUUAGUGAUAUUGUUGGAUUCACUUCACUUUCAGCGGAAUCUACACCAAUGCAGGUUGUAGAAUUGUUAAAUCGAUUAUAUACAUUAUUCGAUGGAAUAAUUGAAAAUUUCGAUGCAUAUAAAGUUGAAACAAUUGGUGAUGCGUAUAUGGUCGCUUCCGGCUUACCACAACGUAACGGUAACAAACAUGCACGUGAAGUAGCCCGUAUGUCUAUUGCAUUUUUGAAAGCUAUUUUUGAAUUUCAAAUUCCCCAUAGACCUGAAAAACGUUUAGAAUUAAGGAUUGGUAUACAUUCAGGUCCAGUAUGUGCUGGAGUUGUUGGACAAAAAAUGCCGCGUUAUUGCCUGUUUGGUGAUACAGUGAAUACUUCUUCACGAAUGGAGAGUAAUGGUUUACCCUUAAAAAUUCAUAUCAGUCAACAAACAUUUGAUGUAUUGAAAACAUUCAAAUCAUUUAUUAUGACUGAACGUGGUUUAGUUGAAAUGAAAGGUAAAGGUCGUCAAAAAACGUACUGGUUACAUGGUGAAGAUUGUUAUAUUGUUGAUCCUAUUCCUCCUGGUGCACAAAUAGUUGGUGGAACAUACGAAGGUGUUACAGGUCCAAUACCUGCCGGUGCAUUAACACAUAAAGGAAAUUCUGAUUUCACCCAAUCACCAGAACAUGUAUGUAAUCCACAGUUAACCUCUCCUCCACCCAAUCAUCUUGCUGUGAUUAAUAAUAAAGAAACCGUUAUUGAUAAUUCAUUAAGGCGUAAAUCUCACAGUUCACCUGCAUCGCCAGCAUUUAAUUCACAAUCUAUCGUAGACUGUAGUAAUAUCAUUAAUGAUAAUAAUAAUAAUAGUGAUAAUGUCAGUGUAGUUGCUACUGACCAUCAUCAUUAUCAUCCUCAACAACAUUUACAACAAUCAAAAUCUGCUGUUGAAUCUAAUGAAAGAGUUUCAAUGAAAACUACUAAUCCUUAUCAUCCAAAUAAUAAUAAUGAUAAUAAUUUUGAAUUAACUAAUCCUAAUCAAAGACGAGUAGCUGUAUGUCAUUUAAAUGAUGAUCAAGUUAUUUAUAAUGUAUCAGGUAGUAGUUGUGUUGAUAAUAAUUCACAACAAAUUGACGAGAAAGUUUAA
Messenger RNA from Schistosoma guineensis, 4677 nucleotides. Lineage: Eukaryota; Metazoa; Platyhelminthes; Trematoda; Strigeidida; Schistosomatidae. The record is from the annotation of a GenBank genome assembly.